Molecule: messenger RNA, 1263 nt
Organism: Dichotomopilus funicola
Lineage: Eukaryota; Fungi; Ascomycota; Sordariomycetes; Sordariales; Chaetomiaceae
Exons: 2
Coding region: 1-1263 (420 amino acids)
Molecular function (GO): protein binding
Source: RefSeq, a predicted model, not a curated record
AUGUUUGCCCAAAACGCCCAACCACCUUCGAUCUCCCGUCUCGAGUCCCUGCCGCCCGAGAUCCGGCGACACAUUCUGCUCACACUCGACCUCGAGGAGAUAUUCACCAUCAUCCAAGCUUCAGCUAUCUUCUACCAGCAAUACUUGCUAGACCGCACGACCAUUCUUCGCAGCAGCCUGCGGCGCACCCUGGGCGGCGCCGUCAUCGUUGCCCGCGCUCUCCAUCGGUUCAACCAUGUGCGGAUGUUGAAGAAGAGGGGGCCAGAGACGUACGAAGCACUGGACGACUUCCGUCACCUUUUGGACGCGAGCCACUCGCAACCUUCCACGGACACGCAGCUCACCGAUGAUGAAGUGCUUGAUAUGGUGGUCGAGUAUCACUCCCUCAUUCGACCCGUGGUCGAAAAGUACGUGGAAUGGGCCCUGGACGGCCUGGCUCGCGACACAGGGACGGUGGGGGAACCACGCUCUCCCAUAAGCCAAACCGAGCGGGUGCGCAUUCUUCGUGCAUUCUACCGAUUUCAACUGUAUUGUCGCAUGUUUGGAUCCCAAGACGACGCACCGAGCCGGGCAUACAGAACUUGGUACUUGGAAGGAGAUAUCAGGAUUAGUGACCUCCUGAAUACCUUGGUUCCCUGGGAAAUUGAGCAGUUGGUUAGCGUCAAUUACUUUGCCGCACUCAAAUACGAUCGCAUUUUUGACAGUAUCGAAUCGGACCUUCAUCCCGACCAUCCACGAUUUGCGGACCAGGUUCGACCCCCAACACCCGACGGCGCAUUUGAGUUGGACAACGUGGUGAAUCGUCAGUCCCUCCUCAUGGGCACCUCAUCCCGAGGCAUACCACUGUUACAUGAGAUUUUCUUCAAGGUUACCGAUCACGAAAGCCUGGUUGCCACCAUGCAAAAGGCCAUCUGCCUUCCGGCAGACUUGCGGCUGGAUGCUGACGAGUUCAGCUGCCUGGACCAGGCCGGCUGGGAAAGGUACCAGGACGAAGACGAGAAAGCGCAACUCAUCGGCACCCCCUUGCCGUUCCGAGGUGAUAGCGAGUCACACUUGGGCACUCAGGGUAAUUUCCCGCCGUUGGCCUGGACAUUGAUGUGGCAGGGAAAGUACAGUUUAUUGUUUGGCGAGUGUAUUCCGGACUGGACGCGGGAUGCUGCAUAUGUGAUGUGGGAUGCGGAGAGGAUUGAGAGCACUGGGGCGAGGGAUAAGCUGGAGAAGCUUGCACCGGAACUGAGCCUAGAUAUUUUUGACUACACAUGA